CGCUCGGGCGCAAUUCUGAUUCUUGCUUUGCUGCUGGGACUCCAAUGCUGCGGUGCCAAAAUCAAGCGUAGAUUAUGCCAUCUCAACUCUUUAUCUGAAGCAUGAAGACCUGAGGAUUAUAUAAACGGCAUGGGCAAAGACAUAAAGCCCCAUCAUCAUCAUCCAUAUAGUAUCCUCCUUUCGUAGUCAGGAAUCGUAUUUUCAUCUCUUCAGAUGGCACAUCUUCCAGCCUCUCCCCGACUGUAGCAGCUCUUCUUAACGCAAGGGAUCGGAUCUAAGAAAGCGCAGGUGUGCCUGGUGUCAAGCUGGUUUUUGGCUUGGGGUGAGGUUACUUCCAUACGGGGGAAGUGUGUAUUUGAAGAGCCGAUGUGCGUUUGAAGUGGUGAAGGAGGAGGAAAGCAAGAAAACUGUGACACUGUGGCGCGAGACUCAACGUAUCACUGGAUCUUACAUUUAUACCUCAGGAGCAAUGUCAUCUCAAACGAAGACCAAGAAAGACAAGGAGAUAAUCGCGGAGUAUGAAACGCAAGUGAAAGAAAUCCGUAAUCAGCUGGUGGAGCAGUUCAAGUGUCUGGAGCAGCAGUCGGAGGCUCGGAUCCAGCUGUUACAGGACCUGCAAGAGUUUUUCCGGCGCAAGGCCGAGAUUCAGCUGGAGUAUUCACGUAGUCUGGAUAAACUAGCCGAGAGGUUUUCGUCAAAAAUUCGCGGCCCGAGGAAAGAACAGCACCUUCUUUCGUCUGUAAACUGCUGGUAUUUGGUACUGAACCAGACUCGAAGAGAAAGCAGAGAUCAUGCCACGCUUAAUGACAUCUACAUCAACAACGUCAUUGUUCGCCUGGCUCAGAUUAGCGAUGAUGUCAUCAGGCUCUUCAAAAAGAGUAAAGAAAUUGGGAUUCAGAUGCAUGAGGAGCUAGUGAAAGUGACAAACGAGCUGUAUACUGUGAUGAAGACGUAUCACAUGUACCAUACGGAGAGCAUCAGCGCAGAGAGCAAGCUGAAGGAUGCUGAAAAACAAGAGGAAAAGCAAUUUAGCAAGUCCGGAGACCUCAACGUCAACCUCCUGCGCCACGAGGAUCGACCCCAGCGCCGCAGCUCUGUCCGGAAGAUUGAAAAGAUGAAGGAAAAGAGGCAAGCCAAGUACUCGGAGAACAAGCUGAAAUGCACAAAAGCCCGUAAUGACUAUUUAUUGAACCUGGCAGCCACCAACGCCGUUGUGGCGAAAUAUUACAUCCACGACGUUUCGGAUAUGAUUGAUUGCUGCGACCUCGGUUAUCAUGCUAGCUUGGCACGCACGUUUAGGACGUACCUAUCUGCUGAGUAUAACCUGGAGACCUCCCGUCAUGAGGGUCUGGACGUCAUUGAGAAUGCUGUGGACAACCUGGACCCUCGCAGCGAUAAGCACAAGAUCAUGGAUAUGUACAAUCAGGUCUUUUGCCCGCCGAUGCGCUUUGAGUUCCUGCCGCACAUGGGAGAUGAGGUGUGCCAGGUGAGUGCCCAACAGCCAGUGCAGACGGAGCUACUGAUGCGUUACCACCAGCUGCAGUCGCGCCUGGCCACGCUCAAGAUCGAAAAUGAAGAGGUACGCAAGACCCUGGAUGCCACCAUGCAGACCUUACAAGACAUGCUGACAGUGGAGGACUUUGAUGUGUCAGACGCCUUCCAGCACAGCCGAUCCACAGAGUCCAUUAAAUCUGUUGCUUCUGAGAGCUAUAUGAGCAAGUUAAACAUCGCUAAGAGGAGAGCCAAUCAGCAGGAGACGGAAGUCUUCUACUUCACUAAAUUCAAAGAGUACCUGAACGGCAGCAACCUCAUCAUUAAACUACAGGCCAAGCAUGACCUGCUGAAGCAGACCCUGGGGGAAGGAGAAAGGGCUGAAUGUGGAACUACAAGACCCCCAACCCUUCCUCCGAAACCACAGAAAUUGCGGAAAACAAGGCCUCGCUCCAUCUAUAACCAUAAGCUGUUUAAUGGCAAUAUGGAGAGUUUCAUUAAGGAUUCAGGUCAACCCAUUCCUCUCGUUGUGGAGAGCUGCAUACGAUACAUUAAUCUAUAUGGGCUGCAGCAACAAGGUAUAUUUAGAGUUCCUGGAUCUCAGGUGGAAGUGAACGAUAUUAAAAAUUCAUUCGAGAGAGGUGAAGACCCACUGGUGGAUGAUCAGAGCGAUCACGACAUCAACUCAGUGGCAGGUGUUUUGAAACUCUACUUCAGAGGCCUGGAAAACCCCUUGUUCCCUAAAGAGCGCUUCUUAGAUCUCAUCUCCACCAUCAAGCUUGAAUCGUCCGCGGAGAGAGCUCACCACGUCCAGCAGAUAGUAGUCACCCUUCCUCGUACCGUCAUCAUCGUCAUGAGAUACCUAUUUGCAUUUCUCAAUCACCUGUCCCAGUACAGUGAUGAGAACAUGAUGGACCCAUAUAACCUAGCCAUCUGUUUCGGACCCACUCUGAUGCCCAUUCCGGACGGUCAGGACCCCGUGGCCUGCCAGGCUCAUGUUAAUGAGGUCAUCAAGACCAUCAUCAUCAACCAUGAAGUCAUCUUCCCCAGUCACCGUGAGCUGGAUGGUCCUGUCUAUGAGAAAUGCAUGACUGGAGGAGAGGAGUACUGUGACAGCCCUCACAGUGAACCGGGCACCAUUGACGAAGCAGACAACGGCACGGAGCCGCACACUAGCGAUGAUGAGGUGGAGCAGAUUGAGGCAAUCGCAAAGUUUGACUACGCGGGUCGUACUCCUCGAGAGCUGUCAUUUAAAAAAGGCGCGUCCCUCUUGCUGUAUCAUCGUGCGUCUGAAGACUGGUGGGAAGGCCGACACAAUGGUGUUGAUGGACUUAUACCUCACCAAUACAUCGUGGUACAAGACCUGGAUGAUGCAUUCUCUGAUAGUUUGAGCCAGAAGGCGGACAGCGAGGCCAGCAGUGGACCUUUACUAGAUGAUAAAGCCUCGUCCAAAAAUGAUCUUCAGUCUCCAUGCGAACCGUCAACUGAAUACAGCUUCAGCGGGGUCAUGGGACGGGUUCGUUUGCGUUCUGAUGGGUCGGCCGUUCCCCGGCGUCGCAGCGGGACGGAUGCUCACAGCCCUCCCCGGGACACACCGCCACGGGCCGCCGCCUGCCCCAGCAGUCCCCAUAAGAUUGCAGUCAGCAGAGGCCACAUAGAAAGUCCAGAGAAGAGACGUUUGGGGACCUUCGGCAGUGCCGGUAGCAUUAACUACCCCGAGAGAAAGAUCUAUCCUGAGGGUCAUCCUCUCAGGCCUGUCCCAGGAACAACAAGACACAGUAGUCUAGGAGACCAUAAGUCCCUGGAGGCUGAAGCUUUAGCAGAGGACAUCGAGAAGACAAUGAACACUGCGCUUCACGAGCUACGCGAACUGGAACGCCAAAACACGGCCAAACAGGCUCCUGACGUGGUUUUGGAUACUCUAGAACCCCUCAAGAACCCUGUGAGCUCCGAGCCGGCGAGUCCCUUACACACCAUCAUGAUUCGAGACCCCGACGCAGCCCUGAGACGCAGCAGCAGUUCCACCUCCGAGAUGAUGACCACUUUUAAACCGGCGCUGUCCGCGAGGCUUGCCGGGGCCCAGCUCAGACCUCCGCCCAUGCGGCCCGUUCGACCCCCACCCACACAGCACCGCUCAAGCAGCUCUAGCUCCUCCGGGAUGGGAAGUCCCGCCGUGACCCCGACGGAGAAGAUGUUUCCGAGCAACGCUGCUGCAGCAUCCUCCGCCAGCUCAGGAGAGAAACCCGGAACCAUGUAGCCUCGGUGGAACGGCGUAGCGGCCUUCAUCUAUGAGGUAGCGGCAGAGCAGAAUAGUCAUGCCCAGGCCAGGAAAUUCAGGUUUUGAAAAAGCUGUACCCCUGUUUUUGUUCUUUUUUGAGCCUUGGAAAGUUUGAUGCAUGUGAUAUGUAAAGCCUUGGGGCGUGCGAUGCAAAUCGGGUCUGGCUCAGGUGAUUUUUCCAGUUCUGUUUCUACUUUCUGUGAAUAAAAGUGGCAAAAAGCCUACACUUGUAACAAGAUAACAGGGUGACGGUGAUGUUUGAUGAAAAUAUGUCGUAGAGGGAAAGCUGGAAGUAAAAUUAAGACAAAAAAUGCAUUUAUUUUUUUCGUUUCAUUUUACCUUUUUAAACAUUGCUUGUUUUAGUUUGAGAAAGAUUACAUUUGUUUGCAAAAUAAGUUUUGUUAUUCGAAAGGGUGUGAACUCCCUCUCUCAUUGGAGGACUGUUGUGAAAUAGUCCCGCCUUCCAGAACUGGACUGUAAAUAUAUAAUAAAACCAAACUCACUCAAAGACAGCCAGCCUACAGCUGAGCUGUUGUAAAUAGAGAUAUACUGUACUUGAACUUGUAAUACUUUUCGUUUGUAGAAUAAGCGAUUAUAUUAAGUAACAUCAUAGCCAAGCUGUAAACAUAUAUGAGAUGCAGAAAACCAAUAUACCAACUAAUUUUAAGAUACCUGUGGUAAAAUGUAGUUUUACUUGUGUAUAUACAUUUUGGGUAGAAUCUUUUUUUAAGUGUCAAUCUUGUAUAGCCUAGUUAGUACAUACAGUAAGAGACAGGGAGACUACAUUAGGAUGACCAGAAUCAAGACAUUUACAACCAAUAAGCAAACAAAUAACGAAUAAGUAAGCAGAUACUUUAGUCUGAGCCAUUAAUGUUAGUUUGGGGAGUUGUCUGCUUAUUUCUUCUCUAUAGUGUUUUUGGGUGGACCACAUCAGUUGCUAAUACAUAUACUGUAGCAGUUUCAAAGCAUAUUUCAAAAACAUUUUUCAUAUUUAAGUUACUUUCUAUUAACAUAUGAAUAUUUCUAAGUUACGGUGAGAUCUAGAAAUUACAUCUUGUUUUUGAUUUGUGUCUCAUGAACGAUGACGAUCAUAUAAAUACUUUAACCAAACUGUCCCUAAAAGGAUGAAUCUCACAUAGGCCUACCUGGCACAAAUAUGUUUGGGUCAUGAUGGUUGUUACAAAAAAAUUAUUAUUACAAAAAUCAGCAAAACACUUACACUUAAAAAUAAAUGUGCUUCACAAUGCCAUUAAAUCCUUUUUUUUGCUGUGUGGUUUCAUGAAGAACCUUUUAGAACCAAAAGAACCUUACUGUUUAAAGGGUACCUCGACUAUGAAACUCGCAAGCAGUGACAUCACCACCUAUAGUACAAAGUAGUCAUUUAACUCUUUCACCACCAGCGUUUAAAAAAAUAAGUUGCCAGCCAGCGGCAGCGUUUUUCAUGAUUUUCACCAAAGUUGAAUGCCUUCCAGAAAAUGUUUUUCUUUAAAUAUAUAAACAUACAAUAUACCAAAUGAAAGAACAGACCCUCUGCUUUCAAAAAAAAAAAAAAAAAGUUUCAUCCUACCUUUAGUGGUUCUUUUGUAAUCAGCUUUUGAAUAUGGGUAGGUUUCUGCAAAAACACUACAUUUUGAGCAAAAAGCAGAGAUAAUUCAAUUUUUGUGACGGACUUUUCAUAGAGAUCCCAUUCAGAGCGAUCUUUAAAACAGACAUGGACAUGCAGCCGCUUGCCAUAGGGCAAUACUUCCGGGUUUAAAAAGUUGCGGAAAGACGGAAAAUCUCGUCAUUGGUGGGGAAGCGUUUCUCUUAAUUGACGAGAUAUCUCGUCAAUGGCGGUGAAAGAGUUAAAAAGCAGAUGGGAAAUCUGUCUUAAAGGUAUAGUUCACCCAAAAAUGAAAAUUCUGUCAUCAUUUACGCACUCUUAUGUUGUUACAAACCUGUAUACAUUUCUUUGUUCUGAUGAACAAAAAAGAAGAUAUUUUGAGGAAUGUUUGUAAACAAACCAUUCAUAAGCCCCAUUCACUUCUAUAGUAUUCUACUGUAUAGAAGUGAAUGGGGCUCAUGAUCGGUUUGGUAACAAACAUCCCUCAAACAAUCUCUUUAAAGCUAACUACUUGAGUUGAGCGCAGACUUUUAUGCAUUACUUUCCGCUUACUUGCGCAUGCGCAUAUGAAUAAACAAAACUACUAGCGCACAUGAGCAAAACUGUGAGAAAGCCGGUUAAGGUGUUUACAUGCAACGCGAAAUUAGGGUAAUGAGCAAAAACUACCUGUGUCAAAACGCUGUUUAUGGGCUUUUCCUGAUAAAAACCAUUUUGCGUGUUUACAUGAUCCCUCACGUUAUCAGUUUAUUAAGCAUAAUUGGCAUAGGACUGUGCAUGUGUGUUUAAACACAUUCAAAGUUUUACUCUCCACUCACACUUUCUUUCCUCUCAGAUCUUUUUUAUAGAUGUUUUCUGUAUCGUUCAUCAUUUAUGCUACUCUGUGGUUCAUAUUGAAAGUGCUGAACAGAAGACGUCGAUGUUCUUGUAUUUUUAAUCGCAUGCAGAUGUCAGAACCACAGCAUUUGUCAAAACCAAAUGCUGUUCACAAUCUACUGAAUGAAGACUUGUUUCCAUGCUAUAGCAUUAAUAGAACAGGUUUUGAUUGCAACCAUUUGACCAAAAAUGGUGGCCUCCAAUUAAUUAAAAUCAUGUACUGGUUGUACUGUUUCACAUUUUAAUAUAGUGUUAAUCUAAUAAGCCAUACAUUUGUUUAUAGUCGGGGUACUUUUUAACAAAAGGUUCUUUGUAGUGAAAACGGUUUUAUAAAAAGGGUAUUUUUUGACAUGGUAUCACUGCAGAACCCUUUGUAGCACCUUUAUUUUAAAAAAUGUGAAUCAAAACUUAUUUCCCAGUGUAAUGAUUCAUUUAUAAAUCUGAACUCUCUCUUAUAAAGUAGUUUCCAGCUUCCGAUCUGAAUAUUCAAUAGCCUAAAGAAAAAAUCUCCAACAUGAGAAACUCCACUGCCCCCAAUCUGUCAUAUCAUCUCCAGUUCAUCUUCAACAUUACCCCUCCUCCAUGAGCCGUGCUUGAAGAGGGAACACCAAGUCAGGCACAAAAUUUGCCCGACUGACCUAGAUAUUCACAUAAAUACACUGAGCCCAUAGUUUUUUCUCAUCUUUUUUGCCGAUUUCCACAUUUUGCCUUAGGACUCACAACUGUAUGUAUUUUAAUCAAAACGACAGUAUGUGAAAGCUUACUGUAGCUAUAGGAAAAAGUGAAUUAGGUUUUGAAACCUGUACUGUUACUACGCACAAAUUUUUAAUUUGCAAUAUAUUUUUAAUUUGCUUUUACUUUCAUGUUUUAUGUGCCAUAUUAUUUUUGCAUUAGGAACAUUUACGAAUGACUUCCAAGACUUGUCUUGAGAGGUUGCAUUACCUUUUUCGCUAUGGUAUCAGCUGGAGUCUGAAUACGUCCGAAUGCCUCAACUUUGUAGUUGCAUGGGUCUGUUGAUCGCAUGCGAGGGAGACCAACUUGCACGUGCUUACACCGUCCAAUACGACAGUUUAAAGACUGUUAAUGGUGCCUUUCCCUUAAUAAAAUACACAUGACUACAUAAGAAAAGGAAAACCGGAGAUGUAGCUGCACCGAUUAGGUUCAUCUCAGGAAUUAAUUCUGCAACUUUUUUCAUUUACAUUUCCCAAGAGGCGUCAUGUUAAUGUGUGACAUCAUAGCGUACCUUAAGACUAUAAUUCACUUAAUACGUAUUUAGAUGUUCAUUUGAAUCCAGCCUUUAUACUUUUGCCUUAUAAAAUAGAUACAAUUAUAGGGUUAUCUUUACAGAUAGAAAAGUGUGCAAAUGCAACGUUUAAAACUGAGACUGACUUGGCUCCAAUGUUAAAAAAAAUAUGAGAAUGCCUGGGAAAAUGACAUUUGUAGCUAAUUUACAUAUCUCAGAAAAGAAAAUAUAUACGUUUUGCUUUGAUCUAAAAUAAUUAUUUGGCUUUAAUGAAAAAAUAUCCACUAACCAUGAAAGAUUUUCAUUAAAAAAAAUUAAUAGUUAUGUUAAAAAGUGUGGGAACCAUGCAGUUAUCGGAUGAAUGAAUCAGAUUUUUUGCCUUUGUACAUUAAAAGGGCUAAGACAAAUACUGCCCUCUGGUGGCCAAAACGGACCUCUAUUUGUUCACCAUCAUAAUAAAAGGACGUAAAAAAUAAAAUGGUGUUGGGCAACUACCAAGUUGGCAGACAGUUUAAAAUUGUAAUCACAUUUAUUCUUGCUUCAGCAUAUUUCCCCCAUAGACAUUUUAGGCGAAUCUAGCUUGCACUAGCAGCCAUAAGGGUUAAAUAAGUGUAAAAUUCACAACCUUGGAUUUGCAUUCACUCACUGUCUAUGUAACACUCAUGCAUUUGAAUACUUGAGUAUCAUUAGAUUUCUUUUUCUCUGCUGCUGGGAUAUUAAGUGCAUUACAUUUCCAUAUGUCUGUUGUAAAAUCCACAUAUGUAUACAGUUAUGGAGCUGAUGUUGACAUAAAGAAUAAUAUCAGGUAAUAAUAUCAUCCAUAAUUCAUCCUGUGCCCAGUGAUCCAACAAGGUUGUUUUGUGAAAAGCGUAUACUUUUGCUGUUAAGUUGAAACCUGCUACCCAAGCUAAUGCAUUGCAGUAUUUAAGACGUUGCUGGUCUUAUUAUAAUAGGAUGUUGUAUGGUACUUGCACGAUUACUAAGGCACUUGGUGCAUCCCUGUACUUAACAGACUAUAUGUGAUAUUUCUGGAAGUAUGUUUUGGGAAUGUAUGCAACAUUGGGCGUGUAUUGUAUGUAUGCCUUUGUGGGUGUUUAUUGUAUGUAUGCUACAGUAAGAUUCCUUCUCUGGACACGAUGUCCUACGGGACAAAGGUGUCAUCUGUCUGUUAUAGUGGGUUGUUUUUUCCUCCUCUAAACACUUCUCGUCUGGUGAUGCUGUUCUUAAAUGAGUGUUCGAAUGGUCGGAUCCCCCCGUGAUGUUAUCGUACACCACCCCACUGUUUGGAUGUGAACCAUUCUUGAGUCCAAAUAAAUAAAUAAAAAUACAUUUUUUGACCUUA
Messenger RNA from Paramisgurnus dabryanus, 8830 nucleotides. It is a transcript of the gene srgap3, whose product is annotated as SLIT-ROBO Rho GTPase activating protein 3. Gene Ontology annotation, biological process: signal transduction. The record is from RefSeq and is a predicted model, not a curated record. Lineage: Eukaryota; Metazoa; Chordata; Actinopteri; Cypriniformes; Cobitidae. Gene Ontology annotation, molecular function: protein binding.